AAAAUGUCCAUAAAAUUUUGGCUGCCAAUUUAAAAAAAAAAUUGGACAAGAAGAUGCUGUUAGUUCAAGGGAAGACAAAUAGUUCGAGGUCCUCCCUUUUGGAUUGGGACUCUGCCAUGGGCUGGGGGUACUAUGAGCCUGGUGGGCACGAUGUGAUCCUGCCUCUGCCGGACUUGGCUUCUUCUCUGCCUGUUUUGUAGCAACCACUGCGCUUGCCUUUCUUGCUUGUGUCUGUGUGGGUCUCAUUAGCAGUGGGUGUGUGUCUUACCACAGUGGCUCAUUCACAGGGCUGCUGGCAGUGCCAGGGAUCAGGAGCCGCCUCUCCAUCUGUCCAGAACAAAGCUGGGCUGAGCCCUCUCACGGUCCUGUGGCCCUUGGUCUCCCCACAUGAGGUGUCCCGAGAUUGAAGAGAGAAGGUGCCUCCUGGCGAUGGCAUUGCCAAGGCUGGAAUCUGCCUCUCAAGGAAGUCCCUCGGCGGCCAGCUGCUGUACCGUGACCUUCGUGAUGGUGGAGUGAGUAGGCACUGGAAUCAAUAAGCCUGGCCUCUCCAUCUGCCAGCCUGAAUGCAGGUGCCAGUUACUACUGCCCAGCACGGACGAGGGACAGGAACCGUGGCGCAUAGAUCCCAGCAAAGGGGAUUGGCUUUUGUGGACACAAGCUUGAGAAAUCACUGUGUUUUUGGCUCAGCGGCCCUGUGACAUUCCUUCCUGUUGUCAUUUGUUGAGUGACCAAUCAGAUGGGUGGAGUGUGCUACAGAAAUUGGCAGCAAGUAUCCAAUGGGUGAAGAAGAAGCUGACUGGGGAUGUGGGCAGCCCUGACGUGAUGAGCUCAGCCAGCAGAGACAUUCCAUCCCAAGAGAGGUCUGCGUGACGCAUCCGGGAGGCCACCCUCGGCAAGACCACCGCACGGUUGGUGGAAGGGGUGACAGCUGCAUUCUCCUGUGCCUACCACGUAACCAAAAAUGAAGGAGAACUACUGUUUACAAGCUGCCCUGGUGUGCCUGGGCAUGCUGUGCCACAGCCAGGCCUUUGCCCCAGAGCGGCGGGGCCACCUGCGGCCCUCCUUCCAUGGGCACCAUGAGAAGGGCAAGGAGGGGCAGGUGCUACAGCGCUCCAAGCGUGGCUGGGUCUGGAACCAGUUCUUCGUGAUAGAGGAGUACACCGGGCCUGACCCCGUGCUUGUGGGCAGGCUUCAUUCGGAUAUUGACUCUGGUGAUGGGAACAUUAAAUACAUUCUCUCAGGUGAAGGAGCUGGAACCAUUUUUGUGAUUGAUGACAAAUCAGGGAACAUUCAUGCCACCAAGACGUUGGAUCGAGAAGAGAGAGCCCAGUACACGUUGAUGGCUCAGGCGGUGGACAGAGACACCAACCGGCCACUGGAGCCACCGUCGGAAUUCAUUGUCAAGGUCCAGGACAUUAAUGACAACCCUCCGGAGUUCCUGCACGAGACCUAUCAUGCCAACGUGCCUGAGAGGUCCAAUGUGGGAACAUCAGUAAUCCAGGUGACAGCUUCAGAUGCAGAUGACCCCACUUAUGGAAAUAGCGCCAAGUUAGUGUACAGUAUCCUCGAAGGACAACCCUAUUUUUCGGUGGAAGCACAGACAGGUAUCAUCAGAACAGCCCUACCCAACAUGGACAGGGAGGCCAAGGAGGAGUACCACGUGGUGAUCCAGGCCAAGGACAUGGGUGGACAUAUGGGCGGACUCUCAGGGACAACCAAAGUGACGAUCACACUGACCGAUGUCAAUGACAACCCACCAAAGUUUCCGCAGAGCGUAUACCAGAUGUCUGUGUCAGAAGCAGCUGUCCCUGGGGAGGAAGUAGGAAGAGUGAAAGCUAAAGAUCCAGACAUUGGAGAAAAUGGCUUAGUCACAUACAAUAUUGUUGAUGGAGAUGGUAUGGAAUCGUUUGAAAUCACAACGGAUUAUGAAACACAGGAGGGGGUGAUAAAGCUGAAAAAGCCUGUAGAUUUUGAAACCAAAAGAGCCUAUAGCUUGAAGGUAGAGGCAGCCAAUGUGCACAUCGACCCGAAGUUUAUCAGCAAUGGCCCUUUCAAGGACACUGUGACUGUCAAGAUUGCAGUAGAAGAUGCUGACGAGCCCCCUAUGUUCUUGGCCCCAAGUUACAUCCACGAAGUCCAAGAAAAUGCAGCUGCUGGCACCGUGGUUGGGAGAGUGCAUGCCAAAGACCCUGAUGCUGCCAACAGCCCGAUAAGGUAUUCCAUCGAUCGUCACACUGACCUCGACAGAUUUUUCACUAUUAAUCCAGAGGAUGGUUUUAUUAAAACUACAAAACCUCUGGAUAGAGAGGAAACAGCCUGGCUCAACAUCACUGUCUUUGCAGCAGAAAUCCACAAUCGGCAUCAGGAAGCCAAAGUCCCAGUGGCUAUUAGGGUCCUUGAUGUCAACGAUAAUCCUCCCAAAUUUGCUGCCCCUUAUGAAGGUUUCAUCUGUGAGAGUGAUCAGACCAAGCCACUUUCCAACCAGCCAAUUGUUACAAUUAGUGCAGAUGACAAGGAUGACACGGCCAAUGGACCAAGAUUUAUCUUCAGCCUACCCCCUGAAAUCAUUCACAAUCCAAAUUUCACAGUCAGAGACAACCGAGAUAACACAGCAGGCGUGUACGCCCGGCGUGGAGGAUUCAGUCGGCAGAAGCAGGACUUGUACCUUCUGCCCAUAGUGAUCAGCGAUGGCGGCAUCCCGCCCAUGAGUAGCACCAACACCCUCACCAUCAAAGUCUGCGGGUGCGACGUGAACGGGGCACUGCUCUCCUGCAACGCAGAGGCCUACAUUCUGAACGCCGGCCUGAGCACAGGCGCGCUGAUCGCCAUCCUCGCCUGCAUCGUCAUUCUCCUGGUCAUUGUAGUAUUGUUUGUGACCCUGAGAAGGCAAAAGAAAGAACCACUCAUUGUCUUUGAGGAAGAAGAUGUCCGUGAGAACAUCAUUACUUAUGAUGAUGAAGGAGGUGGGGAAGAAGACACAGAAGCCUUUGAUAUUGCCACCCUCCAGAAUCCAGAUGGUAUCAAUGGAUUUAUCCCCCGCAAAGACAUCAAACCUGAGUAUCAGUACAUGCCUAGACCUGGGCUCCGGCCAGCACCCAACAGCGUGGAUGUCGAUGACUUCAUCAACACGAGAAUACAGGAGGCAGACAAUGACCCCACGGCUCCUCCUUAUGACUCCAUUCAAAUCUACGGUUAUGAAGGCAGGGGCUCAGUGGCCGGGUCCCUGAGCUCCCUAGAGUCGGCCACCACAGAUUCAGACUUGGACUAUGAUUAUCUACAGAACUGGGGACCUCGUUUUAAGAAACUAGCAGACUUGUAUGGUUCCAAAGACACUUUUGAUGACAAUUCUUAACAAUAACGAUACAAAUUUGGCCUUAAGAACUGUGUCUGGCGUUCUCAAGAAUCUAGAAGAUGUGUAAACAGGUAUUUUUUUAAAUCAAGGAAAGGCUCAUUUAAAACAGGCAAAGUUUUACAGAGAGGAUACAUUUAAUAAAACUGCAAGGACAUCAAAGUGGUAAAUACUGUGAAAUACCUUUUCUCACAAAAAGGCAAAUAUUGAAGUUGUUUAUCAACUUCGCUAGAAAAAAAACACUUGGCAUACAAAAUAUUUAAGUGAAGGAGAAGUCUAACGCUGAACUGACAAUGAAGGGAAAUUGUUUAUGUGUUAUGAACAUCCAAGUCUUUCUUCUUUUUUAAGUUGUCAAAGAAGCUUCCACAAAAUUAGAAAGGACAACAGUUCUGAGCUGUAAUUUCGCCUUAAACUCUGGACACUCUAUAUGUAGUGCAUUUUUAAACUUGAAAUAUAUAAUAUUCAGCCAGCUUAAACCCAUACAAUGUACGUACAAUACAAUGUACAAUUAUGUCUCUUGAGCAUCAAUCUUGUUACUGCUGAUUCUUGUAAAUCUUUUUGCUUCUACUUUCAUCUUAAACUAAUACGUGCCAGAUAUAACUGUCUUGUUUCAGUGAGAGACGCCCUAUUUCUAUGUCAUUUUUAAUGUAUCUAUUUGUACAAUUUUAAAGUUCUUAUUUUAGUAUACAUACAAAUAUCAGUAUUCUGACAUGUAAGAAAAUGUUACGGCAUCACACUUAUAUUUUAUGAACAUUGUACUGUUGCUUUAAUAUGAGCUUCAAUAUAAGAAGCAACCUUUGAAAUAAAAAAAGAUUCUUUUUUAAUUCUGGGUUUGAUUCUUAACAUUGAAACAAACGUUAAGUAUUUCUAAUGAUCCAUUUAUAUUUCUAAUUUAAUUGUGAUCUUUUAAUAACCCUAUUUAUGAUCUGUUGUAGUCUGUCUGCUGCUUUUAUUGUUUAUUUAAAAUCAAAUAUGUUUUACAAAUGUUUUUUCAGAAAAGAUUCUGUAACAUCAUGUAAAGCUUUUUUGUACAUUCUUGGUGUUAACCUCCUGGCUUCUCUUCACACACAUCUUCUAGAAAAGAAGGAUGUGAAAGAACUAGGUCAGUCUAUGACUUUGCAAUAUGUGUUAUAUAAUAUGCAUUUAUCUUGUAUAUCAGUAAUUUGAUGGUUAUGAGAGAUGAAUCCAUGAGGGAAUGGAGCUAUCAGAACUCUAAUGUUCCAGGUAUACAUUCUAUGCCCCACACUGAGCACUGGGGGACUGGGGGACUAGAGUCAAAAAUAUAAAUUUGCCCAGGCUCUAAUGUUAUUCUAUUUUUUUCUUAUGUUGAACUUACCAGGCUAUUGUAAGACUCUGACAGUUGAAACUGCUUAUUUUUCCUCCUGUAAUUUUAACUAAUUGUAAAAUGAUGUGGCAUUUUACGUUUUAAUGAGAAUGGGCGAUUCAUUUCAAAAACCUUUGUUUAGAAUGUGCUUGGGGCCAUAAGCUCAGAAUGAGGGCAGGGACCAUUUUGGAUUCUGAAGGUCGAUGCCAUUUGGUCCGGGAGUGUGUCUACAGUCCCCUGCAUCCCAGCUAGUUUCCUGGGGAUUGAAACUUACGUGAAGGGCAUUUCACCUGUUCAGUUGGGCCAAAGGUCAAAACGUAGCAAUACUUGGGGAAAGACCACAUAAAGUCACAACUGCAAGUGCUUUCCCUCUUUCCCCCUACACACAGGGCACGUGCUUUUUCUUGGAUUGCAGACAAUUUUUACAGUUUUUUUCUGACUUUAUUGUGCAAGUUUGUUUCAAGCAUUUCUUGAUAUCAUGUUAUGUACUAUUUUUAUGAUUUAGUCAACAUGCAUACAAAGAAAUGUUUUUUAUGAAGUGCUCACUUCCAUUUUACUUUGCAUUGAAAUCAAAUUGGGCUGAACACUUCAAUGGAAUACAUUCUGUGGACAAUGUCACUUUAGAAUCUUUCAUCUCAGUGAAGGAUUACGCAUUCUCAAUACUUCCAUAAUUGCAGGUUGUGUUCAUUUUUUUAUAUAGUUUUUGUAAUCCAAAGAAUAUUUUGCUAGAUUUGCACAGAUCUCCAAUUGAAUUUGCAAUGAAGAAAUAACUCAAAAGGAAUAUGAAUAGCAUUUAAAUAAGUAUACAGCUGUAAGUAACCCUGUCACCAUGGAUGAUCCUUUUCUCUAGGAAUGUAUUUGGAUUAGAGAUGACAACUACAUUUUCACAUUUUUAUGUUGAAGUCUUUUUUAAAAAGGCUGUUUACUUUUCAGUAGUUAAGAAUACUUGUUUAUCUUUUUUUUUCUUUUUACCUUUUAUUUUUUCUUGAAGCCUCUAUUGUUUGUAGAACACUCUUAGAAACCUGGAAAUAAAAUGUCUUUCCCAA
Molecule: messenger RNA, 5719 nt
Organism: Nomascus leucogenys (northern white-cheeked gibbon)
Lineage: Eukaryota; Metazoa; Chordata; Mammalia; Primates; Hylobatidae
Gene: CDH11
Product: cadherin 11
Exons: 13
Coding region: 962-3352 (796 amino acids)
Biological process (GO): homophilic cell-cell adhesion; cell-cell junction assembly; multicellular organism development
Cellular component (GO): plasma membrane; adherens junction; catenin complex
Molecular function (GO): calcium ion binding; cadherin binding
Source: RefSeq, a predicted model, not a curated record